Anopheles coluzzii is the source of this 1598-nucleotide messenger RNA. Its product is annotated as phenoloxidase-activating factor 2-like. Gene Ontology annotation, biological process: proteolysis. Bases 201 to 1481 code for a protein of 426 amino acids. The transcript has 3 exons. Lineage: Eukaryota; Metazoa; Arthropoda; Insecta; Diptera; Culicidae. Gene Ontology annotation, molecular function: serine-type endopeptidase activity. The record is from RefSeq and is a predicted model, not a curated record.
CGCGCGUCCGCGUAGCUCAAUCCACUACUGACCGCGGACGGUGUCGCACGCGGUUUGUUGUGCAGCCUCACUCACAUCGAAUCUGCCGGUAAGCUUCCGAACCGGGUGCCAUUGAACGUGUUUAUUGUUAGUGUGUGCGUGUGUGUGUGUAGUGUUUGGAGGUCCAUAGGCCCAUCCCCAAAACACAUCCCAACGACACAAUGCUAUCGCGAACGGUCGCGGUGCUUGCCGCGGUAGCGCUAAUGGCGGGCCUGGUCGCCUCCCAGGAUACGCUCGACGACCUCUACCUCUCGCUGUACAAUCUGACCGAGAACAAAAACACUGUCACGGAACCGCCAGCACCACCGCCGGCGCCGGCAGCAGCAGCAGCUCCUGCGGCGGCCCCCGCCCCCGCUCCGGCCCCUGCCCAGCCGCGCUACACCUGCACCGGCGAGUGUGUACAGUACUAUCUGUGCAGCGACAACAAGAUCAUCACCGACGGCGCCGGCAUCAUCGACAUCCGUGUCGGCGAAGAUCCGGCCGAGGAGUACGAGUGUCCCCACUUCCUGAACACGUGCUGUGAGAAGGACUCCGUGCUGGAUGAGCCGCCCCCAAGCGCUACCAAGGCACCGCCGACCAGCGUGCCGGAUGCGCGCCGUCCGACCUGCGGUAUGCGCAACGAGAACGGCAUCGGCUUCCGCAUCGAGGGCCAGAAGGAUGGCGAGUCCGAGUACGGCGAGUUCCCGUGGAUGUUGGCCGUGCUGCGGGAGGAGCGUGUCGCCGACAGCAACCUGAACGUGUACGAGUGCGGUGCGUCGCUGAUCGCGCCGAACGUGGUACUGACCGCGGCCCACUGCGUGUUCAACAAGCAGAAGGAGCAGCUGCUGAUACGGGCCGGCGAAUGGGACACGCAGACGCGCAACGAGCUGUACCAGCAUCAGGAUCGCCGGGUCGCCGAGGUCAUCACGCACGAAGCGUUCAACAAGGCGUCGCUGGCGAACGAUGUGGCACUGCUGAUACUCACCGAGCCGUUCCAGCUGGCCGAGAACGUGCAGCCGAUCUGUCUGCCGCCGAAGGGGACGUCGUUCGAUCGCACCAAGUGUUUCGCCUCCGGCUGGGGCAAGAACGUGUUUGGCAAGGAGGGCAAGUACCAGGUGAUACUGAAGAAGGUCGAGCUGCCGGUGGUGCCGCACACCGAGUGCCAACAGUCACUGCGCAGCACGCGGCUGGGCAAGCGGUUCGCGCUGCACCAGAGCUUCCUGUGCGCUGGCGGUGUGGCUGGAAAGGACACGUGCCGUGGUGAUGGAGGCUCUCCGCUGGUGUGUCCGGUUCCGGGAUCGCCCACCCACUACUAUCAGGCGGGUAUCGUGGCGUGGGGCAUUGGCUGCGGCGAGAACGGCAUCCCCGGUGUGUACGGCAAUGUGGCGUUCUUCCGCGACUGGAUCGAUCAGCAGCUGGUGCAGCGUAGCAUUCUAGCACGCGACUAUGUGUACACGCCGUAAGCUCCACUCUUGGACUCAACUCUUUUGACGAAAAAUGGAGACAAUCGUUUAGUAACGUGCAGCAUAUACUUGUAUUAAGGUUGACGUAAUAAUAAAAACCUAAAAAAAAAACAUAAA